This is a messenger RNA of Castor canadensis (American beaver), 5741 nucleotides long. RefSeq names its product phosphofurin acidic cluster sorting protein 2 (gene Pacs2). Gene Ontology annotation, molecular function: transmembrane transporter binding. NCBI's taxonomy places the organism in Eukaryota, Metazoa, Chordata, Mammalia, Rodentia, Castoridae. Gene Ontology annotation, biological process: protein localization to plasma membrane. The record is from RefSeq and is a predicted model, not a curated record.
ACCGCCCGCGGGCCUGCUCGACGCCCGCCCGGCCGCCGGCACCAUGUGACCGCGCCGCCGCCCUCCGCGCGCCUGGCCGCCCGCCCGCCCGCCGCGCGCCCGCGGCCCGGCGCAGCCCCAGGCCGCCGAGGGACGGCGGGGCCGGCGCCAUGGCCGAGCGGGGCCGCCUCGGCCUCCCCGGCGCGCCCGGCGCGCUCAACACGCCCGUGCCCAUGAACCUGUUCGCCACCUGGGAGGUGGACGGCUCCAGUCCCAGCUGCGUGCCCAGGUUGUGCAGCCUGACACUGAAGAAGCUGGCCGUGCUCAGGGAGCUGGAGAAGGAGCUCAUGUCUGUGGUGAUUGCUGUUAAGAUGCAGGGCUCCAAACGGAUCCUGCGAUCUCAUGAGAUUGUGCUGCCCCCAAGUGGACAAGUGGAAACCGAUCUGGCCUUAACCUUCUCUCUGCAGUACCCCCACUUCCUGAAGAGAGAAGGCAACAAGCUCCAGAUCAUGCUGCAGCGCAGAAAGCGGUACAAGAACCGGACAAUCCUGGGCUACAAAACACUGGCCGCGGGUUCCAUCAACAUGGCUGAGGUGAUGCAGCACCCUUCUGAAGGCAGCCAGGUACUAAGCCUCUGCAGCAGCAUCAAGGAGGCCUCUGUCAAGGUGGCUGAGAUCUGGAUCGUCUCCCUGUCCAGCCAGCCCAUUGACCACGAGGAUAGUGCCAUGCAGGCUGGUGCCAAGGCCAAGUCCACGGAUAACUACUCUGAGGAGGAGUACGAGAGCUUUUCCUCUGAACAGGAGGCCAGUGAUGAUGCCGUGCAAGGGCAGGAUUUGGAUGAGGAUGACUUUGAUGUGGGGAAGCCCAAGAAGCAGCGGCGAUCGAUAGUAAGAACGACGUCCAUGACCAGGCAACAGAACUUCAAGCAGAAGGUUGUGGCACUGCUACGGAGGUUUAAAGUGUCAGAGGAGGUCCUGGACUCUGAGCAGGACCCUGCAGAACAUGUACCCGAGGCAGAGGAGGACCUGGACCUUCUGUAUGACACACUGGAUGUGGAGAACCCCAGUGACAGUGGCCCCGACAUGGACGAUGACGACAGUGUCCUUAGCACCCCCAAGCCCAAGCUCAGACCAUACUUCGAAGGACUGUCGCACUCCAGCUCGCAGACAGAGAUCGGGAGCAUCCACAGCACCCGGAGCCACAGAGAGCCUCCAAGCCCGGCUGACGUGCCCGAGAAGACGCGGUCCCUGGGAGGUCAGCAGCCGAGUGACAGCAUCUCCGACACGGUGCCUCUUAGUGUGCCAGCCCCACGAGAGCCAGUGGGGCAGCCCGAGGACAGCCCAGAGGCGGAGACCUCUACCCUCGAUGUGUUCACUGAGAAGCUGCCACCCAGCGGGAGGAUCACCAAGACAGAGUCGCUGGUCAUUCCCUCCACCAGGUCUGAGGCAAAGCCAGCAGGCCGCCGGGGCCGGAGCACAUCACUGAAGGAGCGGCAGCCAGCUAGACCACAGAACGAGCGCGCCAACAGCCUGGACAAUGAGCGCUGCCCAGACACACGGAGCCAGCUGCAGAUCCCUAGGAAGACCGUGUAUGACCAGCUGAACCAUAUCCUCAUCUCAGAUGACCAGCUCCCUGAGAACAUCAUUCUUGUCAACACCUCCGACUGGCAGGGGCAGUUCCUCUCGGACGUCUUACAGAGACACACACUCCCCGUGGUGUGCACAUGUUCUGCCGCUGAUGUCCAGGCAGCCUUUAGCACCAUCGUCUCAAGGAUACAGAGAUACUGCAACUGCAAUUCCCAGCCUCCAACCCCCGUGAAGAUCGCUGUGGCCGGAGCACAGCAUUACCUCAGCGCCAUCCUGCGGCUCUUCGUGGAGCAGCUGUCCCACAAGACUCCUGACUGGCUCGGCUACAUGCGCUUCCUCAUCAUCCCACUGGGUUCCCAUCCUGUGGCCAGGUACCUGGGCUCUGUGGACUACCGCUACAACAACUUCUUCCAGGACCUGGCCUGGAGAGACCUGUUCAACAAGCUGGAGGCCCAGAGUGCUGUGCAGGACACACCAGACAUCGUGUCGCGCAUCACACAGUACAUCGCAGGGGCCAACUGUGCCCACCAGCUGCCCAUUGCUGAGGCCAUGCUGACCUACAAGCAGAAGAGCCCUGAUGAAGAGUCCUCCCAGAGGUUCAUUCCCUUUGUUGGGGUCGUGAAGGUUGGAAUUGUGGAACCAUCUUCAGCCACAUCAGGUGACUCAGAUGACGCAGCCCCCUCUGGCUCCAGCGUGCUCUCUUCCACCCCACCAUCCAUGUCCACAUCUCCUGCCGCCAAGGAGGCCUCACCCACCCCACCUUCCUCCCCUUCCGUGAGUGGAGGCUUGUCCUCCCCCAGCCAGGGCAUCGGCGCUGAGCUCAUGGGGCUGCAGGUGGACUACUGGACAGCAGCACAGCCCGCGGACAGGAAGAGAGAUACUGAGAAGAAGGACCUACCCACCACCAAAAACACGCUCAAGUGCACUUUCCGGUCCCUCCAGGUCAGCAGGCUGCCCAGCAGUGGUGAGGCCGCAGCCACACCCACCAUGUCCAUGACCGUGGUCACCAAGGAGAAGAACAAGAAGGUGAUGUUUUUGCCCAAGAAAACGAAGGACAGGGAUGUGGAGUCCAAAAGCCAGUGCAUCGAGGGUAUCAGCCGCCUGAUUUGUACAGCCAAGCACCAGCAGAACAUGCUGCGGGUCCUCAUCGAUGGCGUGGAGUGCAGCGAUGUCAAGUUCUUCCAGCUGGCUGCCCAGUGGUCCUCCCACGUGAAGCACUUCCCCAUCUGCAUCUUCGGACACUCCAAGGCCACCUUUUAGCUCCGCCCACGGAGGGACUGGUGCAGGACAGUGAAGGGGCUCGUGUCCUGCCCUUGGUGGCCACUGCUGGAGGGGUAGCUGCAUUUCUGUUAACACUUGUUUACUACAGAGACAGACAAACACAAAGAAACAGUCUUAAGUACAAAUGUGCUCAGCCUGGAAACUAAGGGGCAGCUAGCUCCCUGCUUGGUGUCAAGUAACGGCUCUGCUUAUUAACCAGGAUGACUGGCCAAGUGGGGAGGCUGGAGAGCUGAGGGAGGUGCGUUCUGGCCUCAGAAGCUCCCAGAGCACCCAAGCAAGAGGGUUUUUGCCUUCACAUCCUGUCCUUCCUGGAAGCCAGGACUCUGCUUCCUUAGGGAAUCUAGGACAGGAGCAGGCCUCAGAACUUGGUGGUCAGAGGCUGAGGGUCAUGGGCACCCUCAGCCUCCUGGCAUGGGACAUCACUUCCCCCAGCACCUCCCAUAGUGGCUCCCAAUAAACUCCAGCCUUAUGGUGGAGGUUUUAUAAUACCAGAUCUUUCUAAUGCUCUCAAAUACAUGUUACAAUGUAGCUGCCAAACAGAUGUUGCACUCAUGUCCCCUUGGGGCAGGACAGAGCCACUGGGCCCCACCCACUUGCCUCACCCCUUCUGCUCCAGUUCCUGAGACACGACGAGGCUUCUGCGUAUUGUGCUGCCCUAGACUCAGCCUCACAGGCCCAGGCAGUCCCUGCAAAUGUUCCAGUGUCUGGCCUUCGAAAUGGGAGACGCGGCUGGGAUCUAUCUGAGGUCUGCUCUGCCUUGCCCUCCCACCCCUACCCUGCCUGCUGGACAGGAGCAUCCAGAACUGACCACGUGGGUAUCUAGGUUGAUGUCAGGAUAUCCUAAUACCAUAGAUAUCGGGACUGUGAUGAACUUGGGGACAGGGAACUGGGUAUAUAUGUGGUACCUGCAGCAACAAUGUGGCCAAUGAAGUUUCCAGCAGACUGGCCUGUCAGGCAGAGGCCAGACACCCCUGCAGGGCUGGGGCUCCUCCAGGCCAAGCUCCUUCUCAGAGACCACAUUUGGGGUCCAUCCUAGAUGGCAGCCCUGCCCUCUGCCUUCCCAUCCAUCAGGAGAGGGGCAUGCUGACCUGUAGCCAGGGUUGUCCACGAGACCCAUAGGGAGGGCACUGCCUCUGUCCACUUCUCAAGAAGAGCCCUACUCCCUGGGGCCUUCAUAAGAAGAGCACACCCAGCUCCUGCCCCCUUGGAAGCUGUGGCCCUCCAAGGGACCCUAGUGCCCCUCCCCCACCCCAGCCAGGAGCUCUGGGCCUGGUGUCCUAAGAUAGCUGCACAAGGCUAUGCUCAGAAAACUGCCAAACGCAGGGUAGGCCAAGUCACAGAGGAGUCCCCACCUUCCUUAGGGUGAGAGAUGGCCCAUUUUUCUUACCUGUAAUCUACCUGCUUACCUGCCUCCACUCCCUGUAGCUGAACAUGGCCUAUUUUCCAGGGUGAGGACCUUGGGGCCAGUGCUGGGAUCUGGGUUUGGCUCUCUGAUUAUAGGUCUUUUGAACGGCCUGUGAGAAUGCCUAUCAGAGGCACUGCUAAAAUAUGCCUGAGGCACUGCCUGGGAAAGACCCCUCUGGACCCUGAGAAGGGGCCUGAGUAGGGCAUCAGGCCACUAUGACUCCUGAGGCUUCAGACCAUUUGACUUGCCUGUCCAGUUUCUUCCCAGAGGUCAUCCUUGAUAAAGAUUUGACUAAGCUUUCUAGCCUCAAAGCCACGGGGGGAGGGGGGGGUCUAGUUCCUGGCUAUAGGCAGUCCCUUUCCAGGAGACCUUCAUGGCUCUAACUUUGCACACACAAGGGGAGGGCAUGAGCAGAGCUUCUGUCCAGCAGCUGGUCUCAGGCCUGGCCUAUGGAGCCCAAUAGCUGAGCAUCAUGUAUCCACCACCAUAGGCUCUAUGCCAGGGAGGUGGUGCCAAGACCUGGGCUUCAGUCAGUCACCCCCUCCCAGCCUCAGUUUGCCCAUCAGUUAGAGGGAUGGUCACAUUUCCCCCUGCCUACCUCAUGGAGUUGUUUUGAGGAUUAAUGGAAAAGCACUUUGUCCCCUCAAAGGAUGACUAGAAGCCAAAGCCAUCUGACAUACCAGAGUGGCCCUGAGGACAGUGGAGAGUGGAUGUGUGGUGGGUGUGUCCCUCAGGCCUCAGCCCUGGGGCAUCCCCCUUAGAAAUGGGCUUAGCUUUGCCAGUCUUAAGAGGUUAUGCUAGUAACUGCUGGGCAACACCAGGCUCCUCUUGGGCCUGACUGCACUGUCCCUGUGGUGUAGGGACCACUCUCAUCCUUGCCAGGUGGGGACCUGCCUCCUUCCUUCUCCAGGUUGGCCCCCUCACCACUGUCUCCUUUGGGCAUGCAGGCCAGUGCCCUGGGCCAGUACAUCGGCCACAGCUGGCAGAAGAGCAGGCCCCUGGGCUCUGUACAGGGCCGCGCCCUUGCCACGCUGUCCUCACUCCCAAUGGAAGACCUGACCGCCUCUAGCCUCCGUCCUCCAAUGAAUGCCUCAUGAGAAUGUCCCGGCACUUCCUCCCGGGCCAGGCCUCCGGACCCUCUGUGCUCUCAAACCCCCUCGUCCUCCGAACUCCUUCAGACUGCCCUGUCCUGGUGAGGGGCCAGCAGGGACUGAUGGCAGGGCUUGGGGUGGGAGGGCCCCUCCGUUUCUGCAGACGCCGUCUGUGCGUUGUGACUGUUUGGUUUCUAGGGUGUGUGUUGCUAGUUAUUUUUUUUUUAAUGGAAAGCAGGAUUAAUGUAAAUAGCUUUUCGGGGAACAGAUGCUAAUCUGUCCCAUGUGACUACGUGGACGACUUUAAGGUGCUGAAGCGACACUAAUAAACUGAGGGCACUCCCGCCUCCCGCUGCUGUGGUUCCUCUUGCUGUGUUGGGGUGCUGCGAAAAACCUAGG